CUCGAGCCAUGAAGUGCGGAGGGCCCUUCGGGCUGCUCCUUGCCAUGGCGCUCAGCGUGCCGUCGGCACAACUCUUCAUUCUGCCCGGGAUGGCUCCGAUGAUCGGCGGGGAGAAGCCGGCGCAGUCUUCCGACGAGGGCGCCGACACCGCCAUAGCUAUCAGCAUCAAUAAGACCAACACGGGCGGAUCCGGCAGCACCACGCCGCCGCUGGUGAUCGACGUGGACUUGCAAGACACAACCAGCGCCACGACCGUCGCCACCCAGGCGGAGGUGGAUGCGGCGGCUGGGGCGGCGGCCGGCACCGAAUCCGACAUAGGCACCGACAUCGACACCGACACCGACACCGACACCGACGAUAACACCCCGGCCCCGCACCCGGUUAAGAUCGAGAUCGAGAUGGAAGACGUGGCGGGCAACGACAGCGCGGCGGCCGAACAGGCCGGGCAGGCGCCCGAUCACGAUUGGCACCCCUACCGCAUCAAAAUCAGCGACAGCGGCGCGGCCGACACCACCUUGCCGCCGGAGACCGCGACGCCGGAGACCGAGCCCCCGGAGACCGAGCCCCCGGAGACCGAGCCGUCGGAGACCGAGCCGCCAGAGACCGAGUCGCCGUCGCCACAGCACGCCGUCGAGGAGGAGGAUGUGGUAGUGGAGGUGACGCCGAGUACGGGGCAGAUUUCGGUGAAUCUCGGCAAUAGCACCACGAUGGUCAACAUCACCACCAACACCAACACCACCACCGCCACCACCACCACCACCACCACCACCACCACCCUCCCCCCCGUCGCCGUCUCUCCGCCGCUGGUGAUAGUGAAGACGGUGACGGCGCACGGCGAGGCCACCAUCAACAACACCACCCAAAAGAGCAGCACCAACCAAACCACCGAGCGGAAGGAGCCCCAUAUCGUCAUCGAGUUGGCGGACACCCCGGAGCCGGUCCAUCAUGAAAUGGAGCCGGUCCGUCAGGAAAUGAAGUUGGGCCGCAGCGAACAGCAAGUUGGCAGCCCGCCGAAAAAGCAGAAGAAAGAGCAGCCCAAAGAUAUGGAAGGAGCAGAGCCCGAGAAACCCAAACCAGAAACCGCUCCCAAGAAGCCCAAGAAUAACAGCGUGUACAAGAAGGCCAAGAAGGAGGCCCUGAUCGACCAGGAGGUGAAAGUGGACGAUGAAGGGGAGGAUCAGGAACAAAGCACUUUGUUGCCACUUCCCUUCACCGAAGUUCCUGCUAACCAUACCGAGACCCCACAGGUUUACCUUCUGAUUAAAGAAGUUGAUCUGAACCCACACGUAUCCCAGAUGGAGACGGAGGUUCCGGUGGCGAUUCAUAUUAUUACCGCUGAUACAACCACGGGCGCCCAAACCACUGACACCCAAACCACGGGUAACCAGACCAUGGGCAACCAGACUACGGGCAACCAGACUACGGGCAACCAGACUACGGGCAACCAAACCACAAACAUCCAAAGCACGAGCACACAAAGCAUGAGUACCCAAAACACAAGUACCCAAAGUACGAGCACCCAAACCACGGGCACCACCGUCAGUUCUAUAGAGCCUGGAGAAAUUGAAACAAUCAUUGACAUCGACAACAAAGUCAUAAGCAUCCACGAUAAACCUGACAAGGCUGAAAAAGAUGAGAAAAAUGAGAAAAAGACAAAUCAAGAACCAGAAUUCAAGGAAGCGUACUUUGACCAACUUAUCGAUCAUUUUCGUUUUAAUAACCAUCAAAAAACUUAUCGUCAGCGCUACCUUAUUACAGAUCAAUUCUGGCACAAAGGCAUUGGGCCAAUAUUCCUGUACACUGGAAAUGAAGGUGAUGUAUGGGACUUUGCUAAUAGCUCCAAGUUCAUCACUGAACUAGCCACAGAGCAGCAAGCUCUCGUCAUUUUUGCUGAACAUCGAUAUUAUGGCAGAUCUCUUCCUUUUGGCAAGAAAUCAUACGACAGAGCAAACAUUGAAUUUUUGACAGUGGAACAAGCUGUGGCAGAUUUUGUCGUACUUGUUACAAAACUGAAAGCGGAUCUUGAUGCUGAAAACUGCCCUGUAAUUGCAUUUGGUGGCAGCUAUGGAGGAAUGUUAAGUGCGUACAUAAGAAUUAAAUAUCCUAAUAUUGUGCAAGGUGCUCUGGCAUCAAGUGCACCUGUGGUGUCUGCUGCUAACAUAGGAGAUAACCGGCAGUUUUUUCAUGAUGUGACUAAAGAUUUUGAGCGUAAUUCACCUGAUUGUGUUUCAAAAAUCCGACAAGCUUUCCAGGAGGUAGAAAAGUAUGCACAGCAACAAGCAUGGACCAAAAUGGCCAAUAAACUAUCUCUGUGUAAGCCAUUGAAAUCCAAAAAAGAACUUGAUCAACUAUAUAGAUGGGCUCGAAAUGCUUUUACAUAUUUAGCAAUGUUCAACUAUCCAUACAAAACUGAAUUGGGAUUACAUUUCCCAGCAAACCCAGUGGAUGUUGCGUGCCACUAUAUUCUGAAGAAGAAUGAUUAUGUUGCAGGCCUACUAUCUAUAUUAGGUAUUUUUUAUAAUUCCACGGGGUCAAAAAAAUGCUUUGAUAUCUAUUCUGAGUUUCAACACUGUGCUGAUCCGACAGGUUGUGGCUUGGGCACUGCAAGUCAAGCAUGGGAUUUCCAGGUUUGCACAGAGAUAAACCUGCUGUAUGAAACCAACAACGAGACCGAUAUGUUCCCAGUACUUCGCUUUACUGAAGACAUGAGGAGAAAUUAUUGUCACAAUAAAUGGGGUGUCUACCCCAAUCCACAAUGGUUAAAGAUCCAAUACUGGGGAGAUGAUUUCAAAGCAGCAAGUAAUAUAAUAUUUUCUAAUGGUGAAUUGGAUCCAUGGGCAAAUGGUGGUAUUCUCAAAAACAUGACUCCCACUGUGGUUGCUUAUAUUAUAGAGGGAGGAGCACAUCAUCUCGACCUGCGAGGAUCUAAUCCAGCUGAUCCACAGUCAGUUACUACAAUUCGUAAAAGAGAAUCAAGUAUCAUCAAGGAAUGGGUGAAAAACUAUAAGCGUCCUUCUGUUUGACAAGUUGGAUAUGAGAAAUGACAACAUUAAA
Leucoraja erinaceus (little skate) is the source of this 3054-nucleotide messenger RNA. RefSeq lists its product as uncharacterized. The transcript has 12 exons. Bases 9 to 3023 code for a protein of 1004 amino acids. Gene Ontology annotation, molecular function: dipeptidyl-peptidase activity; serine-type exopeptidase activity. Gene Ontology annotation, biological process: proteolysis. The record is from RefSeq and is a predicted model, not a curated record. NCBI's taxonomy places the organism in Eukaryota, Metazoa, Chordata, Chondrichthyes, Rajiformes, Rajidae. Gene Ontology annotation, cellular component: vesicle.